Paramacrobiotus metropolitanus is the source of this 2751-nucleotide messenger RNA. RefSeq lists its product as uncharacterized. The transcript has 3 exons. Gene Ontology annotation, molecular function: DNA binding; zinc ion binding. NCBI's taxonomy places the organism in Eukaryota, Metazoa, Tardigrada, Eutardigrada, Parachela, Macrobiotidae. The record is from RefSeq and is a predicted model, not a curated record. Gene Ontology annotation, biological process: DNA recombination; DNA integration.
AUGACCAGCCACCCUCACGAAGUUGACAUGUGGGCCCGCCAGCAUGACGACACUUACGCCGAUUAUAUCCAAAACGCCGUGCCAGAGGAGGCUGCCAGCGACAGCGCCCCAGAAAAUAGAUUGAAGAAGACAGCAGCCUCCACGGACAAAUGCCGGAACUGCGGAGAGCUGGGGCACUUUAUCGCCCAGUGCAAGCAGCCACGCCGCGGCCAGGCGGGUUACGUAUCGCCCUUUUGUCCCGCCCCAGCAGCGGGGGGCGAAAUCUGCCGCAAUCGUAACUACGGCCACUGCACCGAACACCCCAGUGCAAAGCCGGAAGUCGCUGAGCCGUCGAGAGUUCCCUCAAGCGCUUGGACGCCCCUGCGUGCCGACGCUUUUGCCAGGCUGCUCACGGAUCAUCCCGAUAAAAACCUCCGUCAGUUCAUCCUUAACACCUAGCACACCGGAGCUGACAUUCGGUAUACAGGACCGCAACAAAGCCGGUCCACAAGUAAUUCACAGUCCGCACGAAUUCACCACGACGCGCUCCUGAAAAGCAUAAGAAAGGAGGUUUCGCUGGGUCAUACCGUCGGGCCCUUCUCCGCUCCUCCGCUGCCUCACUUCGUUGUUAACGCGCUGGGCUGCCGUCCAAAAAAAGACGGGGGCCAUCAGACUAUAAUGGACCUUUCCCAACCGUACGGAAACAGCGUCAACGACCACAUAAGGGGCGAUGAAAUGCCCUUGCAGUACUGUUCAGUCGACGACGCUGUACGCCUAGUCGUGACCGCCGGCAAAGGCGCAGUGAUGGCCAAGAUGGACAUCAAGUCCGCGUUUCGCCUCAUUCCCGUCAGACGCGCUGACUGGAACCUGCUGGGGUUCAAGAUUAGCGGUGAGUACUUUUUCGACAUAGUGCUACCGUUCGGUUGCCGCUCUUCACCUUAUAUCUUUGAAUUCUUCUCCCUUGCUGUUCACUGGUGUGUGGGAAAGAGAGCACAGCUAGUUACUUUGCUACACUACGUAGAUGAUUUCUUUUUCGUUGGCAAACCUCGGACGAUCGAGUGUAAUCUGCUCAUGCAGUCUAUGGAGGCAGUGUGCAGCGAGCUUGGGGUGCCAUUAGCUCUGGGCAAAACAGAGGGCCCCGCCACUCGGCUGACAUUCCUCGGCAUAGUGCUUGACUCGGUGGUGCAGACUCUCAGCCUGCCCAACAAUAAGCAGCUGGACAUAUUGGAAACCCUAAAGAAAUGGGUCGGAAGGGAAUCUUGUACCACUAACGAGCUGCAAAGUCUGAUCGGUACAUUGUCCUUUGCCUCAAAAUGCGUACCAUCCAGUCGGCUGUUCACGAGGCGAAUGAUAAUGCUGCUUUCCGCCUUCCAUGGACGUUCCACUAUCACCCUCACCGACGACUUUCACAGUGAUCUGGAUUGGUGGAGAACGUAUCUGCCACAAUGGAACGGCACGGCCCUCUUCCUGGACCCUGACUGGACCACCUCCGACGUACUGCACCUUUAUACAGACGCAUCCGCCACGCUUGGUCUGGGAGCCUUUUAUCAAAACGAAUGGUUCCAGCUUAGGUGGCCGAAGUGGAUCCUGCAACGCCCGCCAUCAAUUGAGUACCUGGAGAUGGUUCCCAUCCUCCUCGCGGCUAUUGUUUGGGGGCGGAUUUUGUGGCGACGAAAAAUCAUUUUCCGUACUGACAACGCCGGCGCUGUGGAGGCAUGGGCACGCCUGCGCUCCAGCAGCCCGGGCGUCCUUGAUCUUAUGCGGCGCUCGACGCGGGCGGCGGCAGAUAAUAAUUUCACCCUAACCUUGAAACACGUUCGCGACGGAGCGGUUCCGAAAGCUGGCCCCUCAGGAGUCGCAGUUGCCAACACCAUGUCCGGACAUUUUCGGGAGCCUACAGGAGUCUUACGACCAAACCCGACUCUGCAGCGCCUCCUCGGCGCAAACAUUUCCUCAUCCUCCCGAACGACAUACGAUCCUUCAUUGAGCCGUUUCCAAGCUUUCUGCCUUGCCAAUCGCCUAACACCACUCCCAGCAGCUCCGGCGACGGUCGCGGCGUUUGUCGCGCAGCUUUUCGAGGACAAGGCAGCUUAUCGGACAUGCAAAGUGUAUUUGGCGGCGAUCCACAAUCAUCAUCGAGAAGCAGCGUUGCCUAACCCAACAGCCGACGACCUGGUCGUGCGGGCGGUUAACGGAUACAAGCGGCUUAAGGGGCCGACGCCUGAUCAACGUCUACCGAUUACGCUGAACGUGAUGCGCAUGCUCAAAACGCGACUGGCAGAGCACGAUAACACUGAAGAGGCCGUGAUGCUAUGGAGCGCGUUCUGCAUGGCUUUCUUUGGGUUCAUGCGAGUCAGUGAGCUGGUCAGCAAGACGUCCAGCUUGUUCGAUGCGGCAUCAACUCUGACAUGCAACGACGUACAGUUGACGGGCGCGCGUGUGAUAGUCUCACUGAAACGGACGAAAUCGGACCAGUUCGCAGCAGGCACAAAGAUCGAGCUCACCGCCACUAACCGCUCAGUGUGCCCUGUCCGCGCUAUCGAAGCUUACCACCGGCAGCGGGAGAUGCAAUGGGGAAUGGCAGAACCUUUCUACCGCUAUGCCGAUGGUCGCUAUCUCACACGGGAGCGAGUGGAUCGAUCCCUGAAGUCUCUCCUGGAUGGCCACCCCGACCGCCUGCGCUUCAGUACACACAGCUUCCGCAUCGGAGCGGCAACCGAAGCGGCCGCUCAAGCGCUGCCGAACGAGGAGAUAAAACGAGCCGGACGAUGA